CUGCUGGUUUGCCGUAGUCUGUUUCCAUGGUGACCACAGUAAACAAGAGCGCUGUUAUCUGUUUAAAUUAAAAGUUUCUCUGAGCUGUUUCUGGCCUGAAAGCUCAAAUGUCGGUCCAGGCGGAUCCCCCGGAGCAGGAGGAGGCUGAUCUGCUCUUCAUCGUGUUUGAAGGAUCCUCCCCGGAGGAUGUGUCCCACGCCAGGCAGCUGUGGAGCUCCCUGUCCCUGCUGCCGCCGCUAGAGUCCCGGCUAGUGUCGGCGGAUAUCCACCAGAGGCUGCCGGUGUCCCGGCCGCAGCGCAGCGGGAGCACCGCCGCCACAGGUCCCGCUCCGGAGCCGCAAAGAGUCCCCGCCCGGCAGCGGCAGGAGGAGAGGCGGCGGUACGCGGCCAUGGGCGACCAGAGGAAGGAGAUCCUGGCUCUGCUGAGGAGGCAGAGGGAGCGGAGGAUCCAGAAGGAGCUGCUCUCUGUGGCCUUCAAGCCCAAAGGAAAGGUCGGCAGAGAAAACGAAGGAAAAGAAAAGCCUGAGGAGGACUCUGAGGAGGACAGGGAGCUGGUCAGGCAGCUUCAGUAGGAGGAAACUGGGAGUGUAGAGAGGAGCAGGUGUGUUUGAGAUAUUUCUGACUGCAGGAUUAAAGUGUUCAGACAACGAAA
This is a messenger RNA of Oreochromis niloticus (Nile tilapia), 652 nucleotides long. It is a transcript of the gene hoatz, whose product is annotated as HOATZ cilia and flagella associated protein. The record is from RefSeq and is a predicted model, not a curated record. Lineage: Eukaryota; Metazoa; Chordata; Actinopteri; Cichliformes; Cichlidae. Gene Ontology annotation, biological process: cilium assembly.